Pyrus x bretschneideri (Chinese white pear) is the source of this 168-nucleotide messenger RNA. Its product is annotated as SEED MATURATION PROTEIN 1-like. NCBI's taxonomy places the organism in Eukaryota, Viridiplantae, Streptophyta, Magnoliopsida, Rosales, Rosaceae. Bases 1 to 168 code for a protein of 55 amino acids. Gene Ontology annotation, biological process: seed dormancy process. The transcript has a single exon. The record is from RefSeq and is a predicted model, not a curated record.
AUGGCAAAGAGUUGGGACGAUAUAAAGUAUGCGACUUCACAGGCGAGGCUUGAUGAAGACGAAGUUGUGAGGACUACUGCGUACAAGCAUGGAACUCCUCUUGAAGGAGGCAAGAUUGCCGAGUCGGAGCCUGUUGAUUUCUUCCAAGGCAAUAUAAUUGUUAAUUAG